Messenger RNA from Oncorhynchus kisutch (coho salmon), 7707 nucleotides. It is a transcript of the gene sema3gb, whose product is annotated as sema domain, immunoglobulin domain (Ig), short basic domain, secreted, (semaphorin) 3Gb. Gene Ontology annotation, molecular function: chemorepellent activity; semaphorin receptor binding. The transcript is spliced from 18 exons. The record is from RefSeq and is a predicted model, not a curated record. Bases 471 to 2741 code for a protein of 756 amino acids. Gene Ontology annotation, biological process: axon guidance; positive regulation of cell migration; negative chemotaxis. Gene Ontology annotation, cellular component: plasma membrane. NCBI's taxonomy places the organism in Eukaryota, Metazoa, Chordata, Actinopteri, Salmoniformes, Salmonidae.
AACACUAGAGCUCAGAGAGCGGUGGAGGAAGAACAAACGCAUAGAGCCUAACACCUGCCAGACUAUUUUACUAUUUUAAGUUUUAAUAUUUCCUGGAUUUGUCUAUGCCUGGAUUUGUCAUUCCGGAGUUUUCAGGGGACGAUGACUUAAAUGAAAACGUGAGAGAUUUCUAAAGCAUCACGUAAUUUCCAUGCAUGUAAUUUGAGGAAAAGUGCUCUCUGCAUGAAGCAAACUUUUUGACAACUUGCGAAACCUUACCAACCAGUGGGUCUACGUGAAGCAGUAUUACACGUUUACAUUGCCUAUGGUGAUACACAUUUUCUACUUCUAGUUUGGAGGCAGAUUUCAAACGUUAUCAUUUUCGGAAGGCUAAACAACGCCACAGAAUGUGACAUCUACUGUCUCGCGACGACGCCGACUGAGCAUACCUGCAUUGCAAGACUCCAAAGGUUAACUCUGCCUUCAUUGCUAUGGAGACCACCCAAGCCCUCCUCUUCUUUCUCCUGAGUUUAUGUGUCUACAGUUGCCAUGCCGACGCUCGGACUGCUCCCAGAGUGCAUUUGUCUUACAAAGAGCUGUUGGAGACGCGGACGGCACGGCCCUUCUCCUUCUCCUUCAACACCAGUGACUACCGCAUCCUGCACAUGGACCAGGACCAGGGCCGUCUCUACCUGGGCAGCCGGGAGUACCUGGUGGCCCUGGACAUGCACAACAUCAACAAGGAGCCCCUCAUAAUUCACUGGCCGGCCACUACCCAGAGGAAAGGAGAGUGUAGAAUGACUGGAAAGGGUGGGCAGGGGGAGUGUGCAAACUUUGUGCGUCUGAUUGAACCCUGGAAUCGCACACACCUAUACACCUGUGGCACAGGGGCCUAUAAGCCUAUCUGCACCUUCAUCAACAGAGGAUGGAGAGCAGAGGAGUACCUGUUUAGGCUGGUCCCUGGCUAUGGGGACUCAGGGAAAGGGAAAUGCUCAUAUGACCCUCGACAGGAGAACGCUGCGGCCCUUAUCAAUGGGAAUCUGUAUGCAGGGGUCCACGUUGACUUCAUGGGCACGGAUCCGGCCAUCUUUAGAACCCUGGGGGACAGACCUGCUGUCAGGACGGAGCAAUAUGACUCCCGCUGGCUGAAUGAGCCAGUGUUUGUUAAGAUCCAGCAGAUUCCUGACAGCUCAGAGAGGAAUGAUGAUAAACUCUACUUCUUCUUCCGGGAGAAGAGUCUGGAUGGUGCCGGGGGGGCCAGCCCCAGUGUCCUGGCCAGAGUGGGCCGAGUAUGCCUGAAUGAUGAUGGGGGUCAGAGGUCACUGGUCAAUAAGUGGACGACCUUCCUGAAAGCUCGGCUGGUGUGCUCAGUGAUAGGGAGCGAUGGUGUGGAGACUUAUUUCGACGAGCUGAAGGAUGUCUUCAUUCAGCCAACACAAGACCUUCGCAAUCCUGUCGUGUACGCCGUCUUUUCCACUGCGGGUUCUGUGUUUAAGGGCUCAGCCGUGUGUGUCUACUCUAUGUCCGACAUCCGCAAUGUCUUCAAUGGCCCUUUCUCACACAAGCACGGACACAACUACCAGUGGACCCCCUACACUGGAAAGAUCCCCUACCCUCGCCCUGGAACAUGUCCAGGAGGAACGUUCACCCCAGGCCUCCGCUCCACCAAGGAGUUUUCGGAUGAGGCGGUGAACUUUGUGAGGGCGCACCCCCUCAUGUACCACUCUGUCUACCCCAUACACAAGAGGCCUCUGGUGGUGCGAACGGGGGUGGACUACCGCUUCACCUCCAUCGUGGUGGACCUGGUGGAUGCUGUGGACGGGAGGUAUGAGGUGCUCUUCCUGGGCACUGAUCGUGGGACAGUCCAAAAGGUGAUAGUACUUCCUAAAGACACUAGCACAACGGAAGAGCUCACAUUAGAGGAGGUGGAGGUGUUCAGGAAUCCAGCUCCUAUUAAGACUAUGAAGCUAUCAUCAAAAAGGCAACAGCUGUAUGUGUCGUCAGAGAUGGGGCUUACCCAGGUGUCCCUGCACAGGUGUGGCGUCUAUGGGAAGGCCUGUUCAGACUGCUGCCUGGCCAGAGACCCUUACUGUGCCUGGGAUGGGGAGACCUGCUCCGCCUUUAGCCCCUCCACCAAGAGGCGGAGCAGAAGACAGGAUAUUAAGCAUGGAGACCCCUUGCGGCAGUGCAGAGGGUUCAAUGCAAAAGUUGAGAAGCGUCUCAGUGAAACAGUGCAGUUUGGGGUGGAGGGGAGUAGCACUUUCCUGGAGUGCCAACCCAGAUCUCCACAAGCGACAGUCAAAUGGCUCUACCAGAAACCAGACGGCAGGAGGAAAGUGCUGAGCCGAGACAGAGAGGUGCUGAAGACUGGUCACGGCAUCCUGCUUAAGUCUUUGAGCCAUGCCGACGGGGGGCUGUACAACUGCCUGGCCACCGAGAACAACUUCAAGCACACGGUGGCCCGCGUGGCCCUCCGCAUCCUGGACCGGGAGAUUGUGGAGGCCCUCACCUCCCCAGACGGCCCCCCGGAGGACCAGAACCCCCAUCACCACCGACACCCCCACCACCACCCUCCGCCUCCACCACCCCCUCCUCACAACCUGCCCCCGCAGUUCUCCUCCCAGCCGGAGAUCCGCCUCAUCAACCAGUACUGUCAGUCCUACUGGCAGCAGCUCAACCCCAACCUGCCCACCAAACGCACUAGCAGGAGGCACACUGAGAGCCAGUCAGAGCCAGCCCCGGGGGCCCCUAGCCAGUCCUAAACCCCAUCUCCCUCCCUCUACUCCACUGGUACCUGAGCCAGGCCCUGUAGGGCCACUGUGGCCCUGCACAAUGGUAACGGGCAGACUCACUCAUGUUGUUGUGAUUUUGUUGUUGUUGUUGUUGUUGUUUAUCUCACUCCCAUUUAGGGUUAGUCUCCAUGAGCCCAAUUCUAACUUUAGAUCUGUGCACAUAGCUCUGUGGUUUCUUGCAAAAUUGGUGUUACACACACGGAGUGUUUGGUCAUAUGAAUCUUUAGAUUAAUCUGCAAAUGAACUACCCUAUUCCGUCCAAGCUAGUAACCUGGUUAGUAACUAGUAACUAGUUAGAGCCUUGAAUGCUGAUUGGCUGACAUCCGUGGUAUAUCAGACCGUAUACCACAGGUAUGACAAAACAUUUAUUUUUCCUGCUGUAAUUAUGUUGGUAACCAGUUUAUAAUAGCAAUAAGGCACCUCGGGGGUUUGUCGUAUAUGGCCAAUAUACCAAGGCUAAGGGCUGAAUCCAGGCCCUCUGCGAUGCUUAGUGCCUAAGAACAGCCCUUAGCCGUGGUAUAUUGGCCAUAUACCACACCCCCUCAUGCCUUAUUGUUUAAGAAUGUCACAUUGUAUUGUAUCACUCAGUGUAAGAAAUUUUUGAAACUGCAGAGGAUUUUGUUAGUGUACACAAUAGUUUCCUAGCCACCACCAUGGUAGUUAGGUGAUAUAGAGACACUGUAUCAUAUGAAUCAUUGUAAAAUGUGUCACAUGUUGUAUGGCUGCCACAACCUCACUUUUUAGAAUCCAUUUGUUCCACUGAAUCUAGUUGAUGAAACAUGGGCAAUUUAAUAGUAUUACGUAUAUUAUGUUUCCAUUCUAAAUAUUGUUACAAUAGAAUCCUGCCAAUGUCAAGUCAGAAAGAAUAAGGCUCAGUUUUGGGUCGUUCUUGAAUUGCGGUGGCAUCUGGCCUUGGCAUUUUGGCAAAAAUAGUUUUUUAAUGUUUAAAAAAUGGGUUCUAUUCUAAAUCAACUAAUGUGGAAGUUUAAUGACUAAUUAUUUGUACCAUUAUGAUUACAUUGUGCCACCAGUAGGAGUAGUGACAGCAAUUACUGUCACCCCAAUGACUGUCACCCCAAUGACUGUCACACCAAUGACUGUCACCCCAAUGACUGUCACACCAAUGACUGUCACACCAAUGACUGUCACACCAAUGACUGUCACCCCAAUGACACAUUUAAGGUAAUAGAGGAUUUUCUUAAAUGGAGGCCACAAAUGUUCAAAUCUAAGGUCACAAUGUCAUUUCCCUUCUUUUAAAUUGAGUAACACCAAUGACAUUUUCCAUUUACACAUACUAAAUGAUCAAUGGAAUCCUCAAAUUUGUGACAUACUAAAAGGGUGUGAUUAGCUAAUAACUUUCUUUAAUAUAGACCCCUAUAUAGACCCCUCCCCAAUAACAAUUUGCCGCUCGAGGGAUUGCUAAAUGUCCUUCUAUAACACUAAUGACAUAAAACUUAGGGUCACAUAAUAUUUGUAAAAAAAUAAAAACAAUAAUUGGUUUUAUUGUUCUUUGCCAGGGAUGGGCAACGGCGGCUCACUUUUGUAGGCCCGUGGAUCCCCCCCCCCCCCAACUUCAUGUUGAGAAUUAGAAUAGUAGAAUACACAAGGCAAUUUAGAAAUUUGGUUGUGCAUCAGCAGUUUUUCUCUUGUUAUGUUAGUCACUGACAGUCACUCAAUUAGCUCAUGUUUAGGUUGGCAGGUAGCCUAGUGGUUAAGAGUGUUAGGCCAGUAACCAAAAGGUCACUGGUUUGAAUCCCUGAGCUGACCAGGUGAAAAGAAUCUGCCGAUGUGACCUUGAGCAGAUCUAUGUCAGGUUGGACUUUUCAUGAAUCCACUGCUCUUUCUCUCACCCACGCCAUGAAUGUUUUUUUUUGUUGAGACUGUACAUAUUCCUGUAAGUUCUGCACUUUGGUGGUGGGGGUGUAAGGGAUGGGAUGGGGUAGGGGGUAUUAUUAUGAUCUAUUGUUGAUUGACAGGACCAAUAUUCACAGAAAGAGGCUUUCAUGAAAAAUAUGUAGACCUUUUUGGAAAUGAAAAAUAUAAAUAUUUGAAUGAAUAAAUGAUUAUGGAUAGGAAGCCGUAAUACUGUAGUACAGCAACGUGCUGAGCAGGGCACUUAACCCUAGUUGCUCUGGAUAAGAGCAUCUGUUUAAAUGUUUCACCAAAACAUAUUUUUUUGAUAGCUGGCUAAACUAACUCACCUAUCUAAAUAUGUAGUAAUUAUGAUUGAAUUACUGACUUUGAUUUUGUUAGUCACACUCACUCAGAUAUCAUAGGAAAUUAGCUGUAAAACUCCAAAUGAUUAUCUCCUCCCCAUGGCAAAAUGAGUAGAAUUGCAUGAAAUUUGUGGGCCCCUCAUGAUGAGUUCAGAUUUUUGGUGGCCCCCACCCCUAUCCAAGAUGUCCAUCCCUGAUCUAAAAAUAUACGAUAUACUUUUGUUUACUUUCUAGAAUUCAAAGUAAUAGAUGGAUAACCCUAAAACAUGUUACUACAACUCUACUCAUCACUACUGGGACAAUCCAGUUUGCUUUCCCUAAAUACUUUAAACAAUGCCUAAACAUAAAGUCUUGCAGUAUAAAGUACUUGCAUUAUAAUGUGUCAUAAACAGUUCAAUAUAAACAAACGCAUGUAUGAUGUUGUAACUAUUUGUCUUUUUCAAUCGUUUUUCAUGGUGGCAAAAGCGAUGGACACAAAUGCCACCGCAAUUCAAGAAUGACCCGUUUACAUGUUUUUCGUCUGCCAUUUCUUAAGAUUCUGAUAUAAUCUAUUUUAAAACAUGACAUUUCACAGAAAUUGUGGAAUAUCAGACACGCCUGCUUAAUUUGACCAAACAUUUGUUAGCAGGAAGAAACUGACCAAAUUAGUCUCUAUUUCUUUUUAUUGGUUAGACUCCUGGGGUUAUGCAAUUGUUAUUGUUUUUUAACCCAAUACUAUACUUACUAAACACAAAACCAUUAGUGUCAGCUAAAAAGCUAUCCAAGUCUAAUGUUUGAGUAAAUUGCUUCGACCUUGUGCUUCUUUCUGCUCAGCACUUCAACAGUGUGUUAGGCAGAGACCAAAUUUUGGACCAAACACUGUUCCAUUCUCCAGCCAAGACUAUCAAGGGAUUAAAAAAUGAACAUGUACAUAGAGCAAGUUUGGUUUGGAAUGACUCAUUCAGAAAAAGAGAUUCAUUAGCUGUUGAUAAUUGCAGCGAGAAAAGAAAAUGGAGACAGCAUAGGGGUUUUCCAUUGUGUUGCUUCGAAAUGGCAGUACAUAUUCUCUCUUCAGUGGGAGUUACAUUACUUUUACAACAGCUUGACAUCAGAUGAGAAACUGAUCCAACAGAAACUGGACUGGAAGGCUCUUUAAAAUGUGACUAUGUGACAUGGCCACACUGUAUUUUUCUUGUCCUCUAGAGAUGAGUCAUUAGUAUACUCACUAGCACUCACCUGGCUCUAUCAUGUGCUUUUGUUGGAUACCACACGUAUUCAGUGCAUUCAUAUGGUAUGAAUACAUGUAAAGGACUUUUAGAUCUCACAGAUCUAUGUCAGGUUUGGACUUUUCAUGAAUCCACUGCUCUUUCUCUCACCCACGCCAUGAAACAUAUUUAUUUUGAGACUGUACAUAUUCCUGUAAGUUCUGCACUUUGGUGGUGGGGGUGUAAGGGAUGGGAUGGGGUAGGGGGUAUUAUUAUGAUCUAUUGUUGAUUGACAGGACCAAUAUUCACAGAAAGAGGCUUUCAUCAAAAAUAGGUAGACCUUUUUGGAAAUGAAAAAUAUGAAUAAAUAUGAAUCAAUAAAUGAUUAUGGAUAGGAAGCCAUAAUACUGUAGUACAGCAACGUGCUGACAGAUUACUCAACUCUGAAGCCAAAGAAUCCUCUAUUUGAAUGAAAACGUGUUCUAUUUAAAGGUCCAAUGGAGCCAUUUUUAUAUCAAUAUCAAAUCCUUUCUGGGUAACAAUUAAGUACCUUACUGUGAUUGUUUUCAAUUAAAAUUGUAAAAAAAUAAACGAAAACAGCUUCUUAGCAAAGAGCAAUAUUUCAAGCAAUAAUUUAGCUUGGACUGUCUGGGAGUUGUGGGGCCUAAUUGGAGGGAUAUGUAACCUGAAAACUAGCUGUUAUUGGAAGAGAGGUUUGGUAAUGUCGCCAGGCAGACCAAAACUCAAUCCCACUAAAACAGGCAGAAAUUUCAGGUGGUCUUUUCAAACAGCUCUUACACUAAAAGGGCAUGAUCAUUUUCACAAUUUCACAGUAUUAUUCCAACCUCAUAGUGUGGAAAUAUAAAUAUAAAACACAGAAAAUCACAUUUUUGACUGCACUGGGCCUUUAACAUAUUUUUCACUAUAUUCACGUUCUUUGUGGCUUUACAUGGCUUCUUUGUCUUUUCUUAGCAAUAGAGUUUGAAUCCAGAAAUGUCUACCUGUCUCAUUUCUGGAAUAUUAUUUGUAAUAAAACAAAAGUCACUCAAACAAAACAAUGUAACGCUUGGUACCAUAUUCCUUCUAGAGUAUGUCUGUGACCUGAUUCAAGAGUGACAUGAGUAAAUUAACAUUUUAAAAGGGAGUUACGGGUGAAUAACAAACCCAUUUCAUUCAGUAACUAUACAAUUAUUUUGUUCCCAAAACUAUUCAUUGGUGUCAGCCAUCUUGGCCUUUUAGAGAGGCCUUUCCACUCCCUACUGCGUCUAACCAGUCAGCCAAUCAGAGUGGCUUAUAUGCAAGCCACAAUGGUUGGCUUCAGCAGGAAAUUCCACUGUAGCUUAGUGCAGGUCACAACCCUUCGCAGAAGGAAUACUGUGCAUUUAGCGGUUCUUUGUCUUGCUGUUUUUUGGGCUUGUGUGUUUGUCAUUGAGCUACGUUGACUCUAUCUGUGUUUUUUCUUUGUACUUGUAGAUGUGUUUGUGUUAGUUUAAAUUGAUAUGGUUGUUUGUAAUAAAUAUAAUUUUAUUAUUAUGA